AUGCUUGGUCUUCAUCGUAAUCCUCUCUCUAGGAAACCAUCGAACUCAAGUAAUACAACGAUACCUCUGAACAAAGAUACUGAAGAGGGCAAACGCUCAAAAGCCAUGGCUGAUGACACUCCCGCCGUCAAUGGCAGCCAGAGCCACGACAAUCUCAACGUUGACAAGCCAGCCGUGAUUGCCAAGGAGCCAAAGGUCUCCAAGCCUAUGGUCUAUGAGUCCAGCCCAAGCAAGGAACCGGAUGGCUUGAGCAACGGCACUACAAACCAUGCAAGCCAAAGUAUGACCCAACGCUCUCGAAACCAUACGCGUACCUCCAAAGGCUGGGGCGAUUCCAGUGUCAUGUUCUCAAAAGACCAGCAGGUCACAAUCCUUCAAGAGACGGUCAUCAAAACCCGACGAAAGUUUGUCGCAGAUUUCGAUCAGGCUGAUAAUACCGACAUUCAUAGCUUGACCAUUGAAGGCUUCCUCCAAUUCAUCGAGCGCCAGAGGCUCACACACAUGCCGCAUCGAGGCUCGAGAUGGGACAAAGUCCUCAAGUGGGCGGAGUUCUUCGCUCUCCAGAUAUCGGAAUAUUCCAAGGCUGUUAAAGGCUUCGUCCGUGACAGUGGUCAAGCGGCGCAGUUGAUUUGGGCUGCAGCUUGCGCCUUGCUCGAGCUCGGCCCGAGUAACGUCCAAGCCCUCGACAAGACCUUUGCCGUCUUCUAUGAACUUGGACUUUCCCUUUCGGUUCUCCUGCGCCACGACAACCUCCUCCACGCCGAUGAACACAUCAGAGUGGAGGUAGGCCAGGCCUUCAAUGACUUAUUGACACUAAUUCGAGACGUAAGCAUCUAUUACUACGCUCAGGUGAACGCCGUCUCUGCCGGACAAGUCAGUCUUGAUUUCAACAGCACAUUUGGUGGUCACAUCGAGGCUUUUCACAAACGCAUAGGUCGAAUUACGGACGCUAUGUGGCAAUUUGAGCUCGGCGAUGAUGCGUCUGUGGAUUUCGGGAUUCUUCGAGCCUGGCUCCGUCCUCGCGACCGUAACCUGGAGACCUUGACCAAGAGUCGCCUUCACGCUCCAGGCCAUCGAGACGAGUACACCUGUGAAUGGUUCCAAAGACAUCUCCUCGACUUCUCACGAAGUAAGGAUGAUGCCUUGUCGAUUGUCGGACCUGCAGGCUGCGGCAAGAGUGUCUUGUCUCGUUGGAUCAUUGAGAGGCUGCAGAGGCCGCUCGGCAAGAGAACCUAUGACAUUUUAUUUUUCACAGUUGAAGCAGACGUUCCUAGCGAGACUUCAUCGGUUGCGAUAGCCAAGCAUUUGUUACUACAACUCCUUGAAAAAAACAUAGGCGAUGAGCUUCUGUUCCAAGAUUUGGCUCAGGCGUACGACAUGUCAUUUUCGAAAGAUACCAGCAAUCUCGAGGACUCUUUGUGGAAAUCUUUGGAGAAGGCGAUGGGUCGAUUCGCCACCCAACACUCUCUCUUUGUCAUCAUUGAUGGCCUUGACGAAGUGAAGGGUGGCGAGCAAAGCAGAAAGCAAAUCACCCAUCAGUUGGGGGCGCUCGCCGCGAAGCAUACCAACGUUCAGAUCAUUAUUCUAUCCCGAGACCCUGCCCCAAUGCCAACUGAGGGCAAGGUUCAGACAUUCAAGAUUACCCAUGAUCAUACGCGCGAAGAUCUUAGGCAUGUGGCUGGGCAUGCACUCCAUGGCUACGUGCAUUACCAAGGACAAAGCGAACAUGCUCGCGAAGCGGUUGUUGAACAGCUAAGUCAUGCCGCAAAAGGCAGCUUUCUUGGCCUUCUCUUGACUGUCAAGUUCCUGAGGCAGGAGAAAUCCCACGAAGGGUUUAUGAAAGCAGUCAAAGCUGCCAGGGAUACACCAAACUCUCUUGACGAGCUGAUCAAAAAGCUAGUAGAUACGUUGGACUUCUCCACAUCAAAUACCAAUCACUUGCUGUCCUGGAUGCUCGUAGCUGAGCGGCCAUUCACCAUCACCGAAGUCAAAAAUCUGUUGCAGAUUGACCUCCAAAAGAAACGUUCCGUAGACCGGAAGACGGACAUCAGGGAGGACAUCAAGGCCUCGUUGGGAGCUCUAGUCAUCAUCGACAACGGUUUUGUCCGCGUUCGACAUCCUGCAAUUAGAGCUCAGAUGUUCAAUCUCCAGAGAGAAGGCAAGAAAGUUCUGAGCUAUCAAUCUGCGCAGACCGAUCUUGCCAUGAGACUCCUAGCUUAUUGCCGGUUCAACCUUACCAACUCUCGAGAUCCAGCCUUGGAAGUGGUGGCUAAGACAGAGGUCAACCAGCUUUUUGAGAGUCAUCGACUGUUGGAAUACGCAGUGCGAUACUGGACACUGCACUUCCAUGCUUCUUCGAUGUACACAAGCGCCGAUAAAUUCCAGCUCUCGGCUGAUCUCAAGGCCUUCUUUCCCAGCUCAACACAGCUUGUAAUGCUCGAGUGGGCCUGCUGGGAUCCCUUGGUCGAUUCUAUCAAGACACAUGAGCUUGCCCGCCGCAUACGUACAGAUGUAUUUACUGAAAAGCAUGAGUCGGUACUCCAAAGCUUGAUCAUCUGUGGAGGCCUGUACCAGAAAUGGUCGAAGACGACAGAGGCUAGCAUGUGCUUCUACCGUGCGUCGCACAUUGGCCAAGAAAUACUGCGCGAAAACCAUACAAUUACCAUUGGAUGCACCACGACAUUCCUGACGAUCACCGAGACUAUCAAAACAACAACACGCACGGAGCUGGCAACAUGCAAGGAGGGGAUGCUGAAGUAUAUCAUCAACGCCUGCAAGCAUCAGCAUGGAAAGACGCACGACCUGGUAAUUUGCUAUUACAAGAUGCUCGCGCAGCUGUACAUUGAAAUUCGCGAAGAGCACCAUGCUGAAAAUACUUGGCGCGAGCUUCGCGAGAUCAUGAUUACACGGUAUGGUAAGGGCUCAGAGGAAGAAAUAGGCAUAUCUGAACAGCUUACUAUUAUACUCAAAAAAGGCGACAAGAAGAUAGACGUUGUCGAGUAUGAGAAAGGUAUUUUCGAUGUCGCCAUGGAUUUGGAAGUUUGGGACAUUCGCCGCAUCCAAAUGACCAUAGAGUUGGCGGUAUCCUAUGAAGCGCGCGGUGAAUAUUUCCUUGCCGAAGAACUCUACAUAACACUCUGGAGACGCCUUACUGAGCAGUGUCAUCAUCCUCACCACCAUCAUGGGGUGGAAAUCCACAUUCACACCAUCGAUGUAGUCUUAGAGUACGUGCGGUUUCUAAGACGCCGUCAUCGGCAUGAAGAAGCCUCCAACGUACUCAUUUGCGUUUGGACCGAGUACGAAGGGUACGAUUUCGAAUCUGAGACGAUUUUCCUGCGACUCAAAGUCGUUGGCGAACUCAUGCGUGCUAUCAACCUUCUGUCCGUAGCCAUUUCCGUGUUCAAAAAAUGCUGGGCAUGGUUCGAGUCUCAUGGCAAGCAUGAGCACACCGAAUCCUGCGAAGUCUUGAUUUCCGAGACUAUGACAGAGAUCAUCUCGACGACAUCUACGACGACCGCCUCCAUUACUAGCACAACGCCGACAACUACAGAGACGGUCAUCAAAGAGCUUUUCGAAUCGACCAUGUCCCGCAGUACGGUGACAUCCGAGACCUUUGCAAUCUGCAAGGGCCUCGUCUCCUACUACAUGAGGAUGGAACAAUGGUCCCAGUGCAUCGAAGUGACGAAACGAUCGCUACUGCUUGUCUGGAAGACGAUCAUAUCCGGGCGAGGGACCAUUGCUUUACCUAAAGAUUUCGGGUCCGAGGCCAUCGACAUUGCAACAAGCCUUGCCGUUUGCUAUGACCGCUCGCAUCGUUUUCAUGAAGCCGAGGAGAUCUAUAUUCGCAUUUAUCGCGCGUGCCGCAACUCCUGCCACAUUCACGAUGAGCGCUUGACCAGAUCCUACACUGUGCUUAUCAAGUUCUACGAAGGACACCGUCACUGGCACAAUAUGAUCGAAAUUUAUCAUGAACUUCUUGUCGAGUACCGCAAGCUCCUAGGCACUUCCCAUACCCUGACUAUCAAGAUUCUCUACAUUCUGGGCUCCCUAUGCGCUGACCAUGGACAUGACCACGCUCACGAGUACUACGAAGAGAUCAUCACAACGCUGAACCAUGGAUCGGCGGUCUGCCACCACGAUGCUUUGGAUGCCAUGUUCUUCAUGUUCAAAUACCAUAACGAGGGUGGUCAUUGGCACAAGCUACAGGCGAUCUGCAAGACUCUCUGGCUGACUUGGAAAGACCUACAUCAAGGAUACAAAAAGUUCGGUGUCGAAUUCGUCGAGGUCCUUUAUCUGCAUUAUCGCUACGUCCUGGAGCAUCAUAGUCACUGCGAAUUUUCCGUUCUCCGGGAUUUGACCGUUGAAUAUCGUAAUGCUUGCAUCAAGAUCUUUGGCGCUUCCGCUACGGUCACUCUCAAGGCCUCCAUAGAACUCGCUCAGAUCUACAUGAAGAGUGAGAAGCAUGUCCAUGAAGCUUUGUCGAUAUGUGAAGAGGUGUUGACCACGACGAAAACAACCACGACCCAGAUAUCUGAAACGACCAUCACGACUGUUAAGGUGUUGUUGACAAGGGCGUACGUGAAGGUUUGCAACCACAGUUCUGUAUCAAAACCUACCGUUGAACGGGCCAUCAAAGUGGUUCUCGAACGCUUUAAUUCCCUGAAAGCAACCUUUGGCUGCUCUCAUAUUGAGACGUUGACUGUCCUACGGGAGCUUGUCCUCCUGUAUAUGAAGCUGGAAAGCCAUUCCAUGGUGGUACGCAUGCUGCUCGAUACAACAAUCGAGAUCAUCAAAAAGGAAAAGCACUCCAGGACGCUCCACGAGGCCGCAAAAACCAUGGGCUCCAUUUAUAUCGCCUGUGGAAUGGCUGAGCAAGGCCACGAGAUGAUUCACGAAAUGCGACUACAGCUGAUUACCGGAAGCGCCAGCUCGGACAAGUCGAGCUUCAAAAUUGACAAAUCCACUGGUAAAGGCUGUUACGUCUUCCUGGUUACGUUUGAACAGAUAGUUCUAGGACAGAUGACCAUCAGCUACUCCGAAAUCAUGGCCGAUCUCCUCACAGAGACGAUUCUUUACGAAUCAUUUACCCGCUGCAUCAACAACAAGUCCCAUACUGAAGUCAUCCUCGCAAGGGCUGGUAGCCUUCGCGCCUUCUUAGUCUCUCGCAAGCGCAAGGUACAAAUUGAGGUUCUGGAACAUCAAGCUCACGAGAUCUUCAUCAAGAAGUGGGGAUCAACCAUCAAGGUGCGGAGCGAAGUUAGCCUUAUCUUCUGCAACAGUCUACUCGAAGAACUUGGUCGUCACGAUACUCACAACGUAGAAAUUGGGCCUUCUGCGUGCAUAUCCAGCGUUGCCAAGGUCCAGUACUUGCUUAGCGAAGACCGAAUUCAGCAAGCGUACGAAGUGGCGUUCUGCGCGCUCAACUUCAUUAAUCAACAACGCGCAUAUCAUCAACUGCAGAACGUUGGCUACGGCUUCAAAUUGUCUGCACUCAUGGCUGGCCGUGGUCUCGAAAAGCCAAUGAAGGCGGAAGUCGACCCCAAAGUUCGCAAUGACAUGAUGGAGCUUUCGCGCAAGAUCAUCCACGAAGUUCUACAAGCAUGCAAGGAUUCCAAGAUCGACUUUGUGCGCUUGCAGCUGCGUGAGCUGAACGACCUUGCUGGUCUGCUUGGCGAACAGCAAAACCACGUAGAUCUUGAAUGGCUCCUCAAGCUACUCUGGUCCUCCCGCGAAGUCCAAAAGAAAUGGUCCUCUACCACCAUCGUCUCUAUCGGUCGCCGCUACGUGCAAGCAACAUAUGCCAACAAAGAUCACCGUUCCCACGCUAUCCGACUCUGCGAAGACAUCUGCUACAAUCUCCGCCGCGUAUGGGGCUCCCUCGACCCGAAGACGCUCGAGAUGUCCGAGCUGCUGUCGCAACUGUACACGAGCAUGGGCCAUUACCGCGAGGCGAUGGGUGUGCACGAAAACAUUCUGAGACUGGUCGUAGAGGGCGACGAUGGCGAUGACAAGACUGUCGACACAAUGGACUCGAAGAGGGUCAAGAUGCAUGUGGAAUGGCUGAAGCAGUGCUACCUGCGCCUGCAAGGCUGGGACAAGUCUGCCGCUACCUACAGAGACCUCGUCAGCGCAGUCCUCCGCAUGGAAGAGUACAGGCACAAGCCAGAGUGGCAAGGCGUACACGGCACCGACCACUGGGACAAGAAAGAACCGGCCUCGGACCGCAUCGGCAAAUUCGUCGCGCCGAAGGAGUGGGAGUUCGAGGACCCCGAGACCGCCAGCGGGCAAGACAGCGCCGGGGAAAACACCACGUACAAGCGAUCAGGUAUGGGUACGAAGAGGGCGACGAGCAAUUGGGGAUUGAACCACUUCCGCCACGUGUUGAAUGGGGAUUCUGAGGUACACCACCACGAUGGUAAUCGGACCAAGGCACCGGAAGCGGCAAAGCCGUUGAUCCUUGACGGUGACGACGAUGGGUACGAGAGCGCCCGCUGA
This is a messenger RNA of Letharia columbiana, 6495 nucleotides long. RefSeq lists its product as uncharacterized. Bases 1 to 6495 code for a protein of 2164 amino acids. The transcript has 9 exons. Lineage: Eukaryota; Fungi; Ascomycota; Lecanoromycetes; Lecanorales; Parmeliaceae. The record is from RefSeq and is a predicted model, not a curated record. Gene Ontology annotation, molecular function: ATP hydrolysis activity; protein binding.